Messenger RNA from Pogoniulus pusillus (Red-fronted tinkerbird), 910 nucleotides. It is a transcript of the gene TSPAN8, whose product is annotated as tetraspanin 8. The record is from RefSeq and is a predicted model, not a curated record. Gene Ontology annotation, cellular component: plasma membrane. The coding region runs from base 1 to 723 and encodes 240 amino acids. Lineage: Eukaryota; Metazoa; Chordata; Aves; Piciformes; Lybiidae. The transcript has 8 exons.
AUGGCAGGUGUCAGCAGCUGCAUGAAGUACUCCAUGUUCAUCUUCAACUUCAUCUUCUGGGUGUGUGGCUCCAUCAUCUUGGGAGUCUCCAUAUGGAUCCGUGUUAGCAAAAAUGCUCAGCAGGAGUUGGAGAUAAACAGCAGCCUGUUUGCAGGGGUGGAUCUGCUGAUAGCUGUGGGCUCCAUCAUCAUGGUCCUUGGGUUUCUGGGCUGCUGUGGUGCCAUAAAGGAAAGCCAGUGCAUGCUGCUUUUGUUUUUUAUUGGACUGCUUCUAAUCCUGAUCCUUCAGGUCACAGGAGGUGUUUUGGGAGCAGUGUACAGAUCACAGAUUGAAACAUCCCUUAACCAGACUCUCAUGGACAGUGUGGACAAGCUGCAAAGCUCUACAGAAGAAUCUAAAGUGUUUCAAGAGAAGUUCCAGAAGUUUGAGGAAAUGAACCAGUGCUGUGGCUUGCUGAAUGGACCUGCAGACUGGGGCAAAAACUUUGAUGUCUCUCUUGGAGCCAAUAAAAUCUGUCAGUGUGAAGUACAGAAGCCAUCAGCAGACCUCUGCACCUAUUUUCAAGGCAGACUGAUAUAUAAAAUGACCUGUGGGGAUGUGAUUACCAAAUACCUUAAAAGCCAUCUGCUCAUCAUCCUGGGGAUCGCCUUUGGACUGGCUGUCAUCGAGAUUCUUGGUUUAGGGUUUUCUAUGAGCCUCUACUGCCAGAUCCAGAGAAAAUGAAACCACUCGAGUGUCAGAUGGAUGUCACCAGCCAAAGCAAAGCCUUCACAGAUAGGAGGGCAUUGGCUUGGCGGCUGCGGAUAAGCAGAUGCAUAUUCCAGGCAGCUGUUCCCAUGCCAAGAGCAGCCCUCAGGCACACAGAUGACCUCCUUGUAAUUCAUAGGGUUUAGUGCCACAAAUGGCAAUU